Arabidopsis lyrata subsp. lyrata is the source of this 1671-nucleotide messenger RNA. Its product is annotated as probable glycosyltransferase At3g07620. The record is from RefSeq and is a predicted model, not a curated record. Bases 278 to 1657 code for a protein of 459 amino acids. The transcript is spliced from 4 exons. Gene Ontology annotation, molecular function: glycosyltransferase activity. NCBI's taxonomy places the organism in Eukaryota, Viridiplantae, Streptophyta, Magnoliopsida, Brassicales, Brassicaceae.
CGCGGCCCAUAAAGCCCAACACGUUUUUCUAUUAGAGAGUCAAAACGGUCGUGGAAGAAUUUAUAUGGUAGACCAUAAAACAAGGAGUCUAGUUUUGAGAUCCUUGUAUUCUUUUUUUGAGAGUCACUAGCUAUAAUGUGAAGUAGUUAUGUUGUGUGGUGUAGAGAGGCUCUUUAAUUUAGCUCAUUUGAAAUCUCCUUAGUUUCAGCACCAUCACUCUCUCUCGCGACACUAAACACAAACACAAUAAUGGAAUAGGAAUUAGAAUGGGAAAGGUAUGAGAGAUUACAUUCCCAAAUACCUGAAUGCCUUUCUCUUGGCAUUUGCCACUUUUGCUGUAGUCUUUGCAAUUUUCAUAGCAAAAGAUUCAAAUUCAUCUUCUCAUCUCUAUUUUUCAACAUCUUCUUCACUAUGGACCUCUUCCUUCUCCUCCGCCUUCAUCACGGAAAAAAGAAAGAGAAACGGAUCAAAUCCAGGUUCUGGAUAUUGGAAAAGAGAUGGGAAAGUAGAAGCAGAAUUGGCAACCGCGAGGGCGUUGAUCAGAGAAGCUCAAUUAAACUCUAAUUCUACUGCAUCGUCUCCCCUCGGAGACGAAGACUAUGUUCCUCAUGGCGACAUUUACCGGAACCCUUAUGCCUUUCACCGAAGUUAUCUUCUUAUGGAGAGGAUGUUCAAGAUAUACGUAUACGAAGAAGGAGAUCCGCCAAUAUUUCACUAUGGUCUUUGUAAAGACAUAUACUCCAUGGAAGGAUUGUUCCUAAACUUUAUGGAAAACGAUGUCCUUAAGUACAGAACCCGAGAUCCGGACAAGGCUCAUGUCUACUUCUUACCUUUUAGUGUUGUCAUGAUCCUACACCAUCUUUUCGACCCAGUUGUUCGAGAUAAGGCUGUCCUAGAAAGUGUCAUCGCCGACUAUGUCCAGAUAAUUUCCAAGAAAUAUCCGUAUUGGAACACAAGCGAUGGGUUUGAUCACUUCAUGUUGUCUUGCCAUGACUGGGGACACAGGGCAACAUGGUAUGUAAAGAAGCUAUUUUUCAAUUCCAUAAGAGUACUAUGCAACGCCAACAUAUCAGAAUAUUUCAAUCCAGAGAAAGACGCUCCGUUUCCUGAAAUCAAUUUACUGACCGGAGAAAUCAACAACUUAACCGGUGGUUUAGAUCCAAUCUCUCGUAAAACACUUGCUUUCUUCGCUGGGAAAUCACACGGCAAAAUCCGUCCGGUUCUUCUAAACCACUGGAAAGAGAAGGACAAAGACAUUCUGGUUUACGAGAAUCUACCGGAAGAUUUAAAUUACACGGAGAUGAUGAGGAAAACCCGGUUUUGUAUUUGCCCGAGCGGUCACGAAGUUGCUAGCCCGAGAAUACCGGAAGCGAUAUACAGCGGAUGUGUACCGGUUCUUAUCUCGGAGAACUAUGUUUUGCCGUUUAGUGAUGUUUUGAAUUGGGAGAAGUUUUCGGUUUCGGUAUCGGUUAAGGAAAUACCGGAACUAAAAAGGAUAUUGAUGGAUAUACCGGAAGAGCGGUAUAUGAGACUGUACGAGGGAGUGAAGAAAGUGAAGAUGCAUAUAUUGGUUAAUGAUCCCCCAAAGAGAUAUGAUGUGUUUAAUAUGAUUAUACAUUCCAUUUGGUUAAGAAGAUUAAAUGUUAAAUUGUUAUGACACGUUAAUGCCUA